Molecule: messenger RNA, 3482 nt
Organism: Stylophora pistillata
Lineage: Eukaryota; Metazoa; Cnidaria; Anthozoa; Scleractinia; Pocilloporidae
Product: rhophilin-2
Biological process (GO): negative regulation of stress fiber assembly; signal transduction
Molecular function (GO): protein binding
Source: RefSeq, a predicted model, not a curated record
GUAAUGAUUCAAUAACAAAGGUAUUCGAGCGGAAAUAUAAACACGCUGAAGGGGGACAUAAACUUCUUAUGAACCAUGACGAAUCGUAAUCAUCCAGUAUAGGUGAGAUAUUUGCUUUCAAAAUCGCGCUUGGUCAGCUCAAUACAGACUCCCGUUGUUUGAGACUUCAGUUGACAUGACAAGUGUUAUGGUUCCCACGGACGGACUUGAAAUGUCGGAGAAAAAUUGUCAUACGGGAAAUGAUGUUCUCAAAGGUGACCGCGUAAAGCUUGAAGUGGAUGAUGCCGAACUAGGAUCUCGCAAGACAUCUGCUCGAUGGAAACUUCAACACAAACGACAAGUAUUAAAUCAGAAGAUAUUUAAGCAGACAAAAUUACGGGAUGGUGCCGAAAAUUUAAUGAAAGCUCUCAGGAUAACAAAUGAUCGCAAAACAAAGCUAGCUGCAAAAACAGAGUUGAGUUUUGCUAAUUCCCAAUUGGACUUGCUAAAGGAAGAACUGGAAGGAAUCAACAGCACCUUGGAUGUGUAUCAGUUUGACAGAUCUGUAGAGCACCAGAUCCCUUUGAUCGCUGUUGGUCUCAGAGAAACAAAAGAACUUGAUUUUAAAUCUCAGUUUAAGGAUUUCAUUUUGGAACACUACAGUGAAACUCCAGAAAACUAUGAGGAAGAGCUUGAACUAUUUGAGAAUCUAAGAAAGGAAGCUGUGAGCAAAGCCAACAGAGAUGAGAAUGGUAUCUAUUCUUUGUUCAAGUACUACAACCAGCUCUACUUUGUGGAAAAGAAAUUCUUUCCCCAUGGGAAACACCACACAUUGUCAGUUUAUUUUCACUGGUUUGAUACCACAACUGGUUUACCAAAAAUUCAAAGAUCUGUUGCAUUUGAAAAGGCUAGUGUGCUCUUCAACAUUGCUGCCAUCUGGAGUCAAAUUGGUGCAAAGCAAGACAGAAGAACUGAGGCUGGACUCAAAGAAGCAAUUGAUGCUUUUCAGAAAGCUGCAGGUGUGUUUAAAUUUAUCAAAGACAACUUUAUCAAUUCGCCUAGUGCUGACCUAACACCAGAGGUAAUGGAGAUGCUGAUGGCUAUCAUGCUGGCUCAAGCACAAGUGUGUAUAUGGGAAGAACUAAUUCUUGGAGGAAUAAAAGAUAAUUUGUCAGACAAGAUAGUUGCUGCUCAGGAAUGUUCCCAGGUUAGUCUGAGUUAUAAAAAGGCUCAGAUGAUGAUGAAUUCUGGAAUCUGCUUGAGUUGUGUUCCAAUUUCCUGGAGAAACAUGAUGUCUAUAAUGUGUCUUCACUAUGAAGCUCUGUCACAUUACUAUGUUGCUGAGGGAAUACUUAAAAGUGUGGAGAAUCAGAGUGAAGAUAAGAAGGAUGAAGCUAUUCUUUCAUCAUUAGGCACCUCUCAGACUAACAGCAAUGAAACCAAGAAAAAGCAUGCCAAAGCUCAUCUCCAUUCUGCACUUAAGUCACAUGAGGAAGCCAUGAAAACAAGGCAGAUCUGUCGCCACUGUAGAAAAAUCACAGGUCUACAAAAGGCUCUUCAAGAUGCACGGAUCAUGACCACAGAAACAUUAGUGGCUAUGGAAGAAGAAGAUGACUUUGAUGACCCCUUAACAUCAACCCCUGUGAAAGCUAUAACAAAUUAUAAAGCAGCAUGUGUUGCUCCCAAUUUUAGCCAAGCAUCUGUAGAAGACUUGUUUCAUAGACUGGGUCCUGUGCAUGUAUUCAAUGCUAAUUUAGAGUGGAGUGCACCAAAAAGUGUUGAACUAAAGAAAACGGACAAAGGAUAUGGCUUCAGCGUGAUAGGCUCUGCCCCAGUUAUUAUUCAAAGUGUAGAGGGGCAAGGACCUGCAAAGGAUGCUGGAAUUCAAGUAGGAGACAUAAUCACAGCUGUAAAUCAGACUGACUGCAAAUGGGGUGAUCAUUCUUCUGUUGUGUCCUUAAUUCGUAAUACAGAGACUUGUGUCAUGCUCGAGACUGUAACACCCUCCUCUCUGCAGCACAUAGCUUCAUUGUACAAUGUUAAGCUAGCAAGGGAUGAUCAAGUGGUAACCAGUGACUAUAGUGGCUCUAUAGGUAGUCACAGUUCAGGAUCAUCCAGAAACAGUACGCUCAAUGGGUUAAGCUCCCAAGCAAGUAGUAGCUCAUCUGGAUCAACAAAAUCUGGUACUCCUGUUCGACAGAGUGUGCUGCUGAACAUGGGCAAUGAGUCAAUUUUGUGGUAACCAACUGAAAUAAAUCCACUUGGAAUCAGAAUAUUGGCAAUGUUGUGGCACAUGCCCUUUGCUUCAGCUCAGAAAAUGCAAACAUCUGAGCCUAAUUUCAUUCAUUCUAGAGCAAGUGCUUUUCAAUUGAAUGAUGUAAGACCAAAACCAUAGCCAAAAUCAGUGAUCUUAGCAGCCAAUCAGAACUAAGAAACAUCACGAGGCCACUGAGAAUUCAAAGGAAAAAAGAGCACACUCUUGGUAAUUCAAAAUUCCAAGUCACCACUUGUUGUGGGUUGUUUUUCAUCUGAUUGGUUGAGGGUGGCAUGUUUUCUAGACUAAUCACAUAAGGUAGUAGAAUAAAAUCAAUUUGAUCCUGGAUUGCCUUCAUCAUUCAUUUGAAAUUUACUCUGAUAUGAAUGGUCAUGGCAUUUAGCUAAUGUUGAGCAACAAUUGUGAUUGUGUUUCUAAACUUUUCCUGAAUGUGCAUCUAGUGGGCACUGGGAAGCAGGUCAGUGGUGAAGUGCUGCAAGCACUGAACUCCUGCCUCUGGGGUCAGGUGUGAGUACUGGAAUUGUCGUUAUCAAAGAGCUAACCAUGUACUUGUUCCUGGCCCUUGCUCAGGGAGUUUUUCUUUGAGGGAGCUCACCAAUUUUUCCUAUCCAUGAAACCCACUACUUGAAAUCCAAUUUGAUCAGAAAUGGGGAGCAAAGAGCCACAGAGAAUAGAUGCUGCUAUUUAAUCUGGUUAUUUUAUUAUAAUUAUAUUAUUUAUUUAUCUUGUUAGCUUGGGAUAUCAAAACAAUUCAACCAACUAUUGAUGGAAAUUAGCUGGAUAUUUGCUUGUUGAAGGCCAGGUUUGGUCUCUGAGAACACUUGUAGACUACAUGUAGUGUGUUUUUUAUUGUGGGGUGAAGGUUUAGGAUGACUAGAUAUAAUAUAUGAGGAUCGACACAAGGUUUGGACAUGACAGCAUGUGAUACUCCUUUUGGUCCAUACCAUGCUUUUGUUCUCCUUCCUGGGAUUGGAGCUCGAAGUCUUUGUUGGAGCACAUAUUUCUUACCUUUAAUUUAUGUCAGCAAACAUUGUAGCUUCUUGUUUUAAGUCCUGCUUUGGUAUAAAUAUUAAUGUUAUCAGCAGAUGGACAAACACUAAGUAAUACAGAAACAAUCUGUUCAGGAAGGAAGGCUCUACUCAAGAACUCUUUGUUUGCAUAUUUUUUUGUUUGAUUUUGUAUUUGCUUUGCUAUAAUUAUAAUUAUUUUCGAUUAAUCAAUUUUUUUA